Cylas formicarius (sweet potato weevil) is the source of this 556-nucleotide messenger RNA. RefSeq lists its product as uncharacterized. The transcript is spliced from 2 exons. NCBI's taxonomy places the organism in Eukaryota, Metazoa, Arthropoda, Insecta, Coleoptera, Brentidae. Gene Ontology annotation, molecular function: odorant binding. The coding region runs from base 99 to 506 and encodes 135 amino acids. The record is from RefSeq and is a predicted model, not a curated record.
UACGUUCGAUUUAUAAUUACCGCUUAGCUGAUUAACAAUAAAACAAACCCACCGGACGCGUCCUGUCCAGUUGAUUUUUUCGCACUCAAAAACUGAGAAUGGCGAGUUUCAAAGUUGUCUGCGUGGUUCUGGCUUCUGCGUUCCUUGCGUUUCAUGGCGUCAUAGCGGACGAGCAGCGACGUAAGAUUAUAGAUUUCCAUUCGGAGUGUUUAGACGUACACGGUGUAGACGAAGAAGCUUUCGUCGCUGCCCUGGACGGUCAAAUACCCGACGAUGACGCUUUCUACGAACAUUUGUUUUGCGCCGCGAAGAAAGCUAAAAUUAUGACCGAAGACGGCACCGUUAACCUAGACAAUUUCGAAGAGGAGCUUAAAGAUGUAAUCAACGCCCCGAACAUGCCCAGAAUAGCCGCCAUUAUGCGAAAGUGUCUCGUCCAGAAGAGCGAAAUAAUGGACACUAUCAAAAGUGCUGUGGACUGUUUCAUAAAGGAAGAACACGGAAUUUAAAUUCUUAUUGAACUGUAUUCGCCAAACUGCAGUAAACUAACCAAACAUGA